AGUACUUGUAGCCACAUAGUCGCUCGCAGCGCUCAGUCAGCGUUUGACUCAGUAGUGGUAGGGGAUCCAGGAUUUCCACUUGUCAGUUACUCCCGAAAUCAAGUGCAUCCCCUCAGCUAAAAUGUCAAAGUUGGAUCAGGUCCUUAUCCUUGACCCUCCCUCCGACCUCAGAUUUAAAGGUCCUUUCACAGAUGUAGUCACCACCAACCUGAAACUGAAGAACCCUUCUGACAGAAGAGUGUGUUUUAAAGUGAAGACGACAGCGCCACGCAGGUACUGUGUACGGCCAAAUAGCGGCGUCAUUGAUGCCGGAGCAAUGGUCAACAUCUCUGUCAUGCUACAGCCCUUUGACUAUGACCCCAAUGAGAAAAGUAAACACAAAUUCAUGGUGCAGACGAUUUUUGCCCCACCAAAUGUUUCUGACAUGGAGUCAUUGUGGAAAGAUGCAAAACCAGAUGAUCUCAUGGAUUCCAAGCUGAGAUGUGUCUUUGAGCUGCCUUCUGAAAACGAUAAAGUGAAUGAUGUGGAUGCAGCCAAAGCAGCUCCGGUGAUGAACUCCGUGAAGCCUGAGUCAAUGGCUGCCGCGGUGCCUGUUGCUGCCUCACUCGACGAUACAGAGAUUAAAAAAGUGCUGGAGAAGUGCAAGAGGCUGCAAUCUGAGAUGAACAAGCUGACUGAGGAGAAUCGGCAAUUAAAGGAGGAUGGGAUUAGAAUGAGAAAGAUGCCCCGCUCCGACCACAUGACAUCAAACUCAACAAGCCUCCUCGGACGAGAAGCCAGCACCGCUUCCCUGCCCUCUCUCCUCGUCGUCAUAGCAGCCAUCUUCAUUGGAUUUUUCUUAGGGAAGUUCAUCUUGUAGACUGGGAGAUGCAUGCCAGCUGUAUCCCCUGCACCGACUCUGGAAUAAAAAAAGGCCUGGAAAAACCGAGAAGUCUUUCUGUUGACUUUGCCAUAUCAUUGGUAGUGUGGCCGACAGUGAACACAUCUGUACAGCAUCAUUCGAAGGCGUCGCCUUUUUACAAUCUCACACAGUUAGUGCGCACAGAGAGUUGAGUAAAGACAGGCGACAAAAAAGUGAUUGCCCCCUCUUUUUUGUUUUCAGCUUUUUGAUGGCUGGAUUACACAGGCAGUGUGGUGGGACAGUGUAAGCUGUAUAUUAUCAGUCAACAUGAAAAAUUCACCUAACAUCAACCAUGGGCAAGAAGCACUCAAAAGAUUUGAUUUUUUUUUCUUUCUCUCUCUCUCUCUCUCUGUUGUUUUUAAUAGGAAUUGAAUGGAAUGUUAGGUGUCUUGUAAAUGUUGUUUUAAAUCCUUUUAAACAAAAAGGAAAGGACUUCCAUCAAAAAGACCUUGCUACCUGUUGCUGGAUUGCCUCUGAAGUAAAUUUGUUCAGUUUCUGAUUUCUACUUUUUGUGUUGGAAUGUUCAGGUCCAGUUGGGGAUAUAGGUGCCUCCUCCUUGUACAUUUGUCCGUUCCUUUUCCUCACAACACCAAUGCAGACUUUAUAUUAUUAUUAUUAUUAUUAUUAUUAUGCAAAGCAUAUAUUCUUUCCGAGGCAAAUGUUGACUGAAAUAAGGUUUCCAUUCUUAAAACCCUGUCCCAUGGUAUUAAGCAUUGAAAAAAUAAAAAUGAAAAAUGUGGUUUUCAUA
Molecule: messenger RNA, 1649 nt
Organism: Acanthochromis polyacanthus (spiny chromis)
Lineage: Eukaryota; Metazoa; Chordata; Actinopteri; Pomacentridae
Gene: vapal
Product: VAMP (vesicle-associated membrane protein)-associated protein A, like
Exons: 6
Coding region: 122-859 (245 amino acids)
Biological process (GO): neuron projection development
Cellular component (GO): endoplasmic reticulum membrane; plasma membrane
Molecular function (GO): FFAT motif binding
Source: RefSeq, a predicted model, not a curated record